Molecule: messenger RNA, 1811 nt
Organism: Salvia hispanica
Lineage: Eukaryota; Viridiplantae; Streptophyta; Magnoliopsida; Lamiales; Lamiaceae
Source: RefSeq, a predicted model, not a curated record
GUAAAUUAUUGAGAGGCUAUCUAUCUAUAGCAGUUAUACCUAAUUGUUUAUCGGAAAUUUGCUCACUGUGACGCCUUGUGUUCCUCCCCUUGAGCAUAGCUAUCUGUUCAUUUUUAAAAGAGGAUUUGCUACUCAAGAAUCUUGAUUUGCCAUUCUUGUGUUGAGUGUGAGGGAUGGCUUCCAGAGAAGUAGAAGGUGACCAGAGAACGGAGGAGGAGAGGGCGAUCGAUGAAUGGCUUCCGAUCACGUCGUCGAGGACGGCCAAAUGGUGGUACUCAACUUUCCACAAUGUGACUGCCAUGGUUGGAGCUGGUGUCCUCAGUCUUCCAUAUGCCAUGUCUAGCAUGGGAUGGGGAGCUGGUGUGACAAUGAUGAUAAUAUCAUGGAUCAUCACCCUCUACACACUAUGGCAAAUGGUGGAGAUGCACGAGAUGGUUCCCGGGAAGAGGUUCGACAGGUACCACGAGCUAGGCCAGCACGCAUUUGGGGAGAAACUCGGACUAUACAUCGUGGUUCCUCAGCAAGUGGUGGUCGAGGUCAGCACGUGCAUCAUCUACAUGGUCACCGGGGGCAAAUCCUUGAAGAAGACACACGAGUCGUUGUGCUCCGACUGCAAGGAGAUCAAGCUCACCUACUUCAUCUUGAUCUUUGCCUCUAUCCACUUUUUCCUCUCCCACCUCCCCAACUUCAACUCCAUCUCUGUUGUCUCCCUUGCUGCAGCUGUCAUGUCCCUUACCUACUCUACUAUUGCUUGGACAGCUGCACUUGCAAAGGGAAGUGAUGGUCAUGUGGACUACGGACCAAGGGGCAAGAACACGAAGGACAACGUGUUCAACUUCUUCAACGCGUUGGGAGACAUAGCCUUCGCCUAUGCUGGGCACAACGUGGUGCUGGAGAUCCAAGCAACGAUCCCAUCUCCUUCCAAAAAACCUAUGUGGAAGGGAGUUGUGUUUGCGUAUAUUGUUGUCGCCAUCUGCUACUUGCCCGUUGCAUUCAUCGGGUACUACAUUUUUGGGAAUGAGGUGGAGGACAACAUCCUGCUUGUGCUCAACAAGCCAGAAUGGCUCAUUGCUGCUGCUAACAUCUUUGUGUUUGUACAUGUUGUCGGAGGCUACCAGAUAUAUGCAAUGCCGGUUUUCGACAUGUUGGAGACGUAUUUGGUGAAGGAGAUCAAGUUGAAGCCUAGUUUCUGGCUUCGUUUCACUACUCGUACCAUAUACGUUGCCUUGACUAUGUUUAUUGGUAUGACAUUCCCUUUCUUUGGUGGACUGGUUGGAUUCUUUGGAGGAUUUGCUCUGGCUCCAACUACUUACUUUCUUCCUUGCAUCAUCUGGCUAAUUGUCAAGAAGCCCAAGAAGUUCAGUUUCUCCUGGAUGAUUAACUGGGUGUUUAUUAUAUUGGGUUUGAUGCUAAUGACAUUGGCGCCCAUUGGAGGACUAAGGAACAUCAUUCUAUCAGCCAAGACCUACAAGUUCUACCAAUAGAACUGUCUCCUUUAUCGUUUGAAUUUCAAUAAGAUAUGUUCCUCAUGUUUAGCUAAUAUCAGUUAUCGAUGUUGACGAAAUGUUUGGCUAUAUAUCAAGUGUUAUUUGUUGUUGCUGCAAUUUUGUCACAUUUUAUAUUAUUUUAUUUCAUUCCCAACCCUUAUUCUACUAACCAUAUACUUCGAGUUAGAGUUAUUGCAAUAAAUUCAACAUACAUAAAACGAUAAUAUUUCUCGGUAAAAUAAAAUUUCCAGUUGUACAUAUAUUUUACUUGUGUCAUAUUACUUCGGUGCACAUAAGUGUCAUUCGGUUGUCAUGACUAAUUAU